GAAUUAUGUGGGUUUGUCAGCCGCUACAGCCAAUGGGCAUGCUGCCUUGAUCGCGGAAGUUCUCCGUAUUCUUGUAAAUGCGUGGAAGGGCGCGUGCAAGGCAUGCUGAGAAAUUUCUUUGCAAAGAAAACGUCGGUGUCCAGGGGGAGUGUCACGAUGCUUGGCGGGUGUCAUGGCGAAUAUUCUGGGGGAGUGUCUGGGGAAUAUAAAGGGAGGGUGGGUACGGUAGGAUGAAGGGCAUCAACUCAACAAAGCAUACCAGAGCAUCAAGCACAAGACUCUACUACUACUCUCAUCAACUUCGAAUAUAUCGAACCAACAACAACAACAACAACAACAAUCACAAUGCGCAACUUCCUCAACACCAUUGCCAGCCGCGCAAAGGCUCACCACGAGAGCGUCAAUGCCGCAUACAACACCUACUACACCGGCUCAUCACCUGCCUCUCGAACAGCUUCACCUGAGGCUUCCCGCAGCUCUUCUGUUGCCAGCCCAUCCGCACCUAAGAACCCUACCAACGCCUCCAAGGCCUGGAAGGCUCUCAAGAAGCACCACCGCGAGAUGAACGAGGCCUUCGCUGUCUACUACAGCCCCGGCAACUCUCCCUCCGCUUCCAGGAACUCAUCUGCUGUCUCUAGCCCAAGGCAGAGUGCCGACGCACCCAGGAACUCCAGCGUCAGCGAGGUUAAGGAGGCUGGACCCAGGAACUACCAGAAGGCGUGGAAGGCUCUCAAGACCAGGGCUAUCGAGCACCACAGGAGUGUCAACGCUGCCUACAACCAGACCUAUGGAAUGCACAUGCACCAGUAGAUGGAAUAUAGGGAGGGACUCUUGAAGAGAAUUGGAGGCGGAAGUAAUGGUUGGUAGAUGAAAGGGAAACUGAAAACAAAAGUGCUUUUUUGGGACAGCAAUAUACCACUGUGGGAUUCAGUAGCUUGGGAGUUUUUUGAUAUUGGAAGAAUCAGAUCAAAUCGAUCUGAGCAAUGCACGAAGGAUUUAAUAACAUUUAUUUUUACAAAGGA
This is a messenger RNA of Bipolaris sorokiniana ND90Pr, 1022 nucleotides long. RefSeq lists its product as uncharacterized. The transcript has a single exon. The coding region runs from base 346 to 810 and encodes 154 amino acids. The record is from RefSeq and is a predicted model, not a curated record. NCBI's taxonomy places the organism in Eukaryota, Fungi, Ascomycota, Dothideomycetes, Pleosporales, Pleosporaceae.